AUCUACGUUCCACUGGGUCCCGUCGUCCAUUGAUGAAAGGUUUGCAAACAGAGCAGAAUCAGUUUGCCUGUAAUAAUGGCUUCGAUUACCCGGGGAGAGAACGAAUCGGAAUCAAUGAAGAAUGUUUCUCGUAUUGGGCCUUUCGAUGUGUGGACCUUGGUCCGGGCUUCAUGACUCGUUACGGCCCAAUAUCAUUCGUUUUAGCCAACUUCGCUUCUUUCGUGAGGAGUCCUGCCGAUAUCCAACUAAUGACUCCUCUUCAGUCUCUCCUUCUCCGGCGGUCAAUAAGCCAAGCACGCAAGUAUAUGAUCCUCUCUGUUCAUUUCAAUCGCAGUCUUGCUUCAAUAGACACAUAUGUUCAUGCUGUUCACACUAUGCAAUCAAACCCAGUAUCCGUAGAUUCAGCACUAGAUCCAGCCAAAGUCAUUGCAACCAAAUUAUCAAACUGUAGUAACUUACAAGAGUUGAACCAAAUUUACGCCAAUAUCAUCCGAACCCAAAUGCUUGAAUCACACUCUGCCCCAUUUCACUGGAACAACAUUAUGAGAUCAUACACCAGGCUAGAAGCCCCACAAAAGGCGCUUCACGUCUUCAUAGCUAUGUUGCGAGCCGGUGUCUCUCCUGAUUGCUACACGCUACCAAUUAUUCUAAAAGUUGUGUGCCAACUUUUCGCCGCCGGCCUUGACGGUCAGCUUCACUCCAUGGCUUUAAAGCUCGGGCUCCAGUCUCACGAGUACUGCGAGAGUGGGUUCAUUAAUUUGUAUGGUAAAUCGGGAAAUUUUGAAAAUGCUCUUCAAGUGUUUGAAGAAAAUCCUGACAGAAAGUUGGGUUCGUGGAAUGCCAUAAUAUCGAUUUUUCGCCAUGGUGCUCGUGCCAGGGAGGUAAUAGAGAUGUUUAUGGAGAUGAGGAGAUGUGGGUUUGAGCCGGAUGAUGUCACUAUGGUUGGUGUAACUUCUGCUUGUGGGAGUUUAGGGGACUUAGACUUAGCUUAUCAGUUGCAUAAGUGUGUUCUACAAGCUAAAACCUUUGAGAAAUCAGAUAUUCUGAUGUUGAAUUCGCUAAUAGAUAUGUACGGAAAAUGUGGCCGGAUGGACUUGGGACGUAAAGUGUUUUCGCAUAUGGAUGAACGCAAUGUAUCAUCAUGGACAUCAAUGAUAGUGGGGUAUGCAAUGCACGGCCAUGUUAAUGAAGCACUUGAAUGCUUUCGGUGCAUGAGAGAGGCCGGCGUGAGGCCAAACAAUGUGACCUUCAUUGGGUUGCUAAGUGCGUGUGUGCAUGGCGGUACAGUACAAGAGGGCAAGUAUUAUUUUGAUAUGAUGAAUAACGUUUACGGAAUAAAGCCCCAGCUACAGCAUUACGGAUGCAUGGUGGAUCUCCUUGGCCGAGCAGGGUUGUUGGAGGAAGCAAGAAAGAUGAUAGAGGAGAUGCCAAUGAGAGCGAAUGUUGUGAUAUGGGGGUGUUUGAUGGGUGCCUGUGAGAAAUAUGGUGAUGUGAAGAUGGGAGAGGUGGUGGCUAAGCAUUUACAGGAAUUGGAACCUUGGAAUGAUGGGGCUCAUGUGGUUCUAUCCAAUAUCUACGCCAGUAGAGGUUUGUGGGAAGAAGUUGAGAGGAUAAGAAGGGAAAUGAAGCAGAGUGAUCUUGAAAAGAUUCCAGGCUAUAGUUUGGCGACAAGAUCAGAUUGAAACCUCUGAAAUUUUUUCAUUCUUUUGAGUUAACCACGAUAUGCAGGUUUGUUCAUAACUUCAUAUUGUAAUUUGAUAUAUAUGCACGCCUCCUUUCUUGUGAUUGUCAUUCCUCCAUAAAAAGGUAAACAACAUCCGUGCACAAAACUCCCGCACGGGCCAUGGGCAGUCGGACAUACAAGAUGUACACAAACAUUACCCCAUGUAAUUCUACAAUUAAUAUUAUGAUCGGAUGAUGAAACUGAGUGGAACCUAUUGGCUUAUUGAAUGUGUUUAUUGAGCUGUAUAGAA
Molecule: messenger RNA, 1973 nt
Organism: Tripterygium wilfordii
Lineage: Eukaryota; Viridiplantae; Streptophyta; Magnoliopsida; Celastrales; Celastraceae
Product: pentatricopeptide repeat-containing protein At1g77170, mitochondrial
Exons: 1
Coding region: 33-1682 (549 amino acids)
Biological process (GO): RNA modification
Molecular function (GO): RNA binding; protein binding
Source: RefSeq, a predicted model, not a curated record